Peromyscus maniculatus bairdii (prairie deer mouse) is the source of this 1092-nucleotide messenger RNA. NCBI's taxonomy places the organism in Eukaryota, Metazoa, Chordata, Mammalia, Rodentia, Cricetidae. The record is from RefSeq and is a predicted model, not a curated record.
AGCACAGGGCUCCUCUACUUCCUGAUGGCUCUGCUGGUCUCACUUCCGGGAGGGAAUCAGGCCAUGGCUUGGAUCCUGCUUCUGCUGAUGUCAGCUGCGUGUCUGCAAGCUGGUCAAUCAGUAGGACCCAACAGAGAAAGACUCUUCAAUGUUAUUCAGCCAGAACACCUCUCUGGUGUGGAAGGCGGCUCCAUCGAAAUCCCCUUCUCGUUCUACUUACCCUGGGAGUUGGCAGAGGAUCCAGAGAUGAGGAUUUUCUGGAGAUGGAAGCACUUCCAUGGGGAAUUUAUCUACAACUCCACCCCACCUUUCAUACAUGAGCAUUUCAAGAACCGGCUCAUCCUGUACUGGACACAGCCUCAGACAUCCGGAGUCCUCAGAAUCCUGGACUUGAAGGAGAAGGACCAGACAGUGUACUUCUGCCGAUUUCAACUGAACUCAAAACGAGGCAUGGAGAGUUUGCAGUCAGUUGCAGGGACCCAGCUGACCAUCACCCAUGGCAUCAGCACCACCAUGCAGAGCCCCUCCAUCGUCACCUCUGCAGUCACCACAGCUGGCCUGGAGGACACAGAGGGCCAGAGGAAUCCUUCACUUGUGAACCUGGGAGCCACAGUCGGGGUGGUGGUGGCCACAGCUGUGCUCAUAACCCCCGUCUGUGUGUUGAUGGUCUUCCUCUGGUGGAAGCCAAGGCCAGCAGACUAAAGAUGAACCCCAGCUAGGGGAAAGCCUGUCAUCUAAAGGAGCAGCUGAGGGGCUGUGUGGUGAUUUGAAAAAGAAUGACCCCCAUAGGCUCAAGGAUUGGUAUGCUUUGUCACAAGGCAGUGGCACAUAGGAUGUGUGGCCUUGUUAGAGCAGGUGUGGCCUUGCUGUAGGAACUGAGUCAGUGAGGGUGGACUUUCACACUUCAAAUCCUCCAGCCAGGACCAGUGUCUCCCCCUCUCUUCCUGCAGUCUGCUCUCUGAAUGUAGAAUGCUCAGCUACAUCUCCAGCACCAUGCCUGCCUGUGUACCACCAUCCUUCCUACCUUGGGGAUAAUCAACUAAACUAUUGAAACUGUAAGCCAACCCCAAUUAAAUGUUUUCCUUUAUCAGA